UGCCGUAUCGAUUAUUUGAGUUGACUUCAAUUGCACGCUGCUUUAAUUUUGUCUGGUGGUUCUUAAAAGAAAUAUCAAAUGCGUCCCGAUUUGCUGAUAACCAGCGACAGCGACUUGGAUGUCGCACUUGAGGAGUUCAAGCAAAAGAAGGCGCGACGCGACAGCAUUGGUCCCAAAUACACUUGCAGCAUUGGCAACUGUGAGGCUAGCUUCAAGCGCCUGGAUCAAUUGGAUCGUCAUGAGUUUCAUCAUACCGGCAUUAAGAAGCAUGCGUGCCCGUACGAAGGCUGCGACAAGACUUAUUCGAUAUUGACACAUCUGAAGCGACAUCAACGCAGCACACACGAUCGCACGGCGGCGCCACAGAAGACGAUCAAAUGCACGUUGCCCGAGUGCAGCAAGAUGUUCACGUCCGCAUGCAAUAUGCAGCGGCAUGUACGCGAAGCCCAUGAGGCGCCACGCGAAUAUGCAUGCACACAUUGUACGGCCAAGUUCAGGCAAAAGAUGAAGUUGCGUCGUCAUGUGAUACAACAGCAUACCCAGGAGUAUCCCCAUCGCUGUGAGAAAUGUGGACGCGGCUUCUAUCAACAAUGGCAGCAGGAGAGCCAUCAGCGCAGUUGCAAGCUUUAUGAGUGUGCCGACUGUGAGCAGAAGUUCGAUAAGUGGUCACUGUUCACCAAACAUUGCCGCGAAACGUUGCAUGGCCGCGGCGGCGAGCGACACAAGUGCGAACAUUGUAGUUGCAGCUACGAGAAGGCAAGUGCUCUUGACAAACACUUGGCUACCAAGCAUUCGACAACAGUGGCCACAUUUGCUUGCACAGAACCCGGCUGCAAUCGCAGCUAUUCCUAUGAGCGGAAUCUGCGUCAGCAUGUGGUUACCGUGCAUACGGGACGGCGCUUUGAAUGCCUGGCCGCAGGCUGCGGACGUUGCUUUAGCAGUGCCCAAAAUCUGAGCAAGCAUUUGUUGCGCGAUCACAACACCAAAGAGCAGCCAACAGGCACAACAGAAGCUGAGGCAGCAGCUGCAACUGAAGCUGCAGAAGUCGCAACUGUGAAGACAACUCGCAAACGGCGUCGCGAUGCUGGACAAUCGACGCGUUCGCAACUGGCCAAGCUGUCGUGCCUGGUGCUCGACAAGAGCAUGGAUAAAGCUGUGCGCCAGCGUCAAACUGAGGCACUUACAUCUGUUGCCCAGGAGCUGCAACAGCAGCAGGAGCUUAUGGAAGAUCUGUUGAGCGAUGCGUAAGAUUGCACACUUCCAUACUACUAUUCUUAAAUUCACAACUAGUCACGGCUCGAAUCAUAUACAAUAUAAGAAUCAUUGUAACGCUAAAAUCUAGCUAGAGCAUUCCAAACAAUCUUUUACAGCAAUAGAGCUGUAGGAUUAUUUUUAAAUUAUGAAAUAAAAUUGCAACCAUUAGGGUUAAUAACUUAAA
Messenger RNA from Drosophila albomicans, 1438 nucleotides. RefSeq names its product transcription factor IIIA. NCBI's taxonomy places the organism in Eukaryota, Metazoa, Arthropoda, Insecta, Diptera, Drosophilidae. Gene Ontology annotation, cellular component: nucleus. The record is from RefSeq and is a predicted model, not a curated record. The coding region runs from base 79 to 1248 and encodes 389 amino acids. Gene Ontology annotation, biological process: regulation of transcription by RNA polymerase II. The transcript has 2 exons.